AUGUUGAAAUACCGUCGGUACCCCCGCGACGGAUCGAGAUCGGGAUGCUUGAACCAUGUGGUCGAAGACAUCGGCGUCUUCCUUCUCGUUGUGGAGCUUGACCUGGCCAUGCUCUCCCUCACCGGGUUGGGCGAUGGCCCCGGGGGCCUGGGAACCGGCAGGGUCAACAGCGCGAGUGAUAAGCGCGACAGGCAGGUUGAAGCAUUGAUCAGAAAGUCUGUCGACUUGGACAGUGUCCAACCAGCCGUGGAUUUUCCCUUGCACCUAGCAACACUCCAAGGGAAACUAGUGAUACUGGACAUCAUCCAAUGCUUCGCCUUCAUCUAG
This is a messenger RNA of Anthostomella pinea, 327 nucleotides long. The record is from the annotation of a GenBank genome assembly. NCBI's taxonomy places the organism in Eukaryota, Fungi, Ascomycota, Sordariomycetes, Xylariales, Xylariaceae.